Habropoda laboriosa is the source of this 2316-nucleotide messenger RNA. Its product is annotated as succinate dehydrogenase [ubiquinone] flavoprotein subunit, mitochondrial-like. NCBI's taxonomy places the organism in Eukaryota, Metazoa, Arthropoda, Insecta, Hymenoptera, Apidae. The record is from RefSeq and is a predicted model, not a curated record. Gene Ontology annotation, molecular function: flavin adenine dinucleotide binding; succinate dehydrogenase (quinone) activity; electron transfer activity. The transcript has 14 exons. Bases 1 to 2316 code for a protein of 771 amino acids. Gene Ontology annotation, biological process: tricarboxylic acid cycle; mitochondrial electron transport, succinate to ubiquinone.
AUGCCGGAUCGAAAGACUUCGAACAAUUCUCAGGAGAAGAGAUUGUCACAGAAGGAUAAAGAUAGUAAGAGAUCGUCGAAUUGUAGUUUGAACAGCAGAAAUAACAAUUAUACGAAUUUGUCGGGCAGUAAUCUGAGUCUGAGCUCUAUAAUGUCCUCCGAUGUGGACAUCAAACGAUCGAAUUCUGUAUUCGACGAGUUGAUGACCUCGUUGGAGGACGAGAACUCAUCACGAUUGCCCCUAACAGCUAUACUUUACAAACCUCCCUCUUCGUUGUUUAAUAAAUUACUGCCACGACUUCUUGUAAGGAAUAACGAUUAUUGGAAUAUUGAUUUCGAGGUAGUUGAAUUUUUAAAUUGCACCCUUUUGCAGCAAUUUAUUUCACAAUCUGAAUGUAUCAAGUGGAACAGAUGUCGAAGCUUUCAUGUAAACGUCAGUCCAGGUGAAAAGGCUAAAUGUGGAACAGAGAAUAGUGAUAAUAAUUAUCCCUUAAUAGAUCACUGUUACGAUGUCGUGAUCGUAGGCGCGGGUGGUGCAGGAUUGAGAGCAGCCUUUGGUUUGGGAAGUAAAGGAUACCGAGUGGCAGUGAUUACAAAAUUAUUCCCAACAAGAUCUCACACUGUAGCCGCCCAAGGUGGAAUAAAUGCCGCCAUUGACAGUGGAACAGAUGAUAAUUGGCUUUAUCACAUGUACGAUACUGUUAAAGGAUCUGACUGGUUAGGAGAUCAGGAUGCGAUACAUUUUCUAACAAGGGAGGCAUCUCGAGCGGUCUACGAACUCGAGAACUUUGGUUGUCCUUUCAGCCGUACAGAGGACGGAAAGAUCUAUCAGCGUGCAUUCGGUGGCCAGUCGUUAAAAUUUGGAAAAGGCGGUCAAGCUCACAGAACUUGUGCUGUUGCGGAUAGAACCGGUCACGCAAUACUGCACACCUUAUAUGGACAGAGCCUACGUUACGAAGUGCAUUAUUACGUCGAGUACUUUGCCCUUGAUCUUCUUAUGCUUGGACGGUGUUGCAAGGGCAUCUUAGCAUGGGAACUAGAAACCGGACUUUUGCAUCGCUUCAGGGCUCACCAUACGGUGAUAGCUACGGGAGGAGCAGGAAGAUGUUACCUGUCCUGUACAGCGGCUCAUGCAUGCACAGGAGAUGGUAUGGCGAUGGUCUCCAGAGCAGGAUUGCCCCUUGAAGAUAUGGAGUUCAUCCAGUUUCAUCCAACCGGAAUAUACGGCAGCGGUAUUUUGAUAACAGAAGGCAGCCGUGGGGAAGGUGGGAAGCUGAUGAAUUCACAAGGAGAGUUCUUCAUGGAGCGAUACGCGCCGAACGCCAAGGAUCUAGCGUCUCGUGACGUAGUAUCCAGAGCCAUAACCAUGGAAAUAUUCGAAGGAAGAGGCGUGGGUCCCAAGAAAGAUCACGCGUUCCUGCAACUUCAUCAUCUACCAGUCGAAACGAUACGCACACGACUGCCAGGAAUUUCUCAUCUGUCCUGGGUGUUCGCCGGCGUGGACGUGGAGAAAGAACCGAUUCCUGUCAUUCCCACGGUGCACUACAACAUGGGUGGAAUACCUACGAACUGGCGAGCACAGGUUCUGACACGAGAGAAGGAGGAAGACUCGGUGAUAGAAGGUCUAUGGGCGGCUGGAGAAACCGCAUGCGUGUCGGUUCACGGCGCCAAUCGUUUAGGCGCCAACAGCCUUCUGGAGUUGGUCGUUUUCGGCAAAGCGAUCGCCGAUCAGAUCGAAUGUAUGACCAGACCCGGUGAACGCCACGACGAUUUAUCAUCCGCUGUUGGCGAGGAAUCUAUUUGCCGUUUCGACGCGACUCGUUACGCAAAAGGUUGCAUUCCUAUCGCCGAGCUGCGGGAAGAGAUGCAACAAACUAUGCAUAAAUAUUGCUCGGUGUUUCGUACCUGCGACAUACUGCAACGAGGAUGUCGCGAGAUGACGCGACUUUAUACCUGCGAUUUGCCGGAUAUAUGUGUACAAGAUCAGUCUCUCAUAUGGAACACAGAACUGGUAGAAGCCAUAGAAUUACAAAACAUGAUGCUGGUUAGCAUGCACAUCGUUUACGCAGCGGAGAACAGGAAAGAGUCUCGAGGAUCGCACGCCCGAGACGAUUACAAGGAACGAGUCGACGAGUACGAUUACUCGAAACCGAUCGAAUGUCAGAAGAAACGACCGUACAAGGAACACUGGCGCAAACAUACUCUCACAUGGGCACGAAAAGACGGAUCGAUCAGCAUUUCUUAUCGCCCCGUCAUCGACACUACAUUGGACGAAGAAGAGGCUCAACACGUUCCUCCAUCAGUUCGAGCCUACUGA